AUGCAUUGGGUGCUGGGCGGGCUCCCUUCCCUGCCCCUGCCCGACAUCCCCCACCUCCACCAGGUGCUCGAGGGCCUGGAGCCCGUUCGCAAGCGCCCCGGUAUGUACAUCGGCGGCACUGGCAGUGAGGGUCUGCACCACCUGGUGUGGGAAGUGGUGGACAACUCGGUGGACGAGGUGCAGGCGGGACAUGCCACCCGGGUGGAGGUGCAGGUGGACCUGAGCUCGGGCUGGGUUGUGGUGACGGAUGAUGGCCGGGGUAUUCCCGUGGAUGUGCACCCCGUCACGGGCAAGUCGGCGCUGGAGACGGUACUCACAGUGCUGCACGCGGGCGGCAAGUUCGGGGGGGAGGACAGCGGUUACAAGGUCAGCGGGGGCCUCCACGGCGUGGGCAUUAGCGUGGUCAAUGCGCUGAGCGAGCAGCUGACCGUGACGGUGUGGAGGGCGGGGGUGAGGUACAGCCAGCGCUACAGCCGCGGGGUAGCCCUGGAGGAGGUGCAGAGGACGGAGCUACAGCCGGACAGCGAGGAGGCCGACCGCACGGGGACGCAGGUGUGCUUCCUGUACGACCGUACGAUCUUCGCAUCAGACGUGUCGUACAAUCCGGACAUCAUCGCCACCCGGCUGCACGAACUGGCCUUCCUCAACAGCUCAGCCACAAUGCGAUUCAACGCGACUCGGAAGGGCCAGCUCGAUGGCGAGUGGCAGGUUUUCCAGUUCAGCGGUGGCCUUAGAGAGUUCGUGGGCUGUCUGCAGUCCGGCUACACACCCCUCCACGAGGCCAUCUGUGUUUCCCGCUCCGACCCCCCCAGCGGUGUGGUGGUGCAUGCGGCCCUGCAGUGGGCGGCGGACUCCUUCAGGGAGGAGAUCCGUGGUUUCGCCAACUCCAUCCACACGGCUGACGGUGGCACUCACCUAGAUGCGCUGCGGAGCGCCCUCACCCGCACCAUCACGGCACUGGCCAAGAAAAUGAAGCUGAUCAAGGAGGGCGACCCCCCGCUGUCCGGAGAGCACAUCAGGGAGGGUCUGGGGGCGGUUAUUGCCGUACAGGUGCCCAACCCGGAGUUUGAGGGUCAGACCAAGACCCGGCUGGGUAACCCCGAGGUGCGGAAGAUUGUGGAGGCGACGGUGGCGGAGGCGGUGGGUGAGUGGCUGGAGGCCCACCCAGCCGACCUCUCAGCGCUGCUGGGCAAGGCGCUCACGGCCGCCCGGGCCGCCGAUGCCGCCCGUAAGGCCCGGGAGCUGAUCCGCCGCAAGACCAGUCUGAGUCGCUCCAUGCUGCCGGGCAAGCUGGCGGACUGCACCAGUGAGGAGCGGGACCGCACGGAGAUCUACCUGGUGGAGGGGGACAGUGCGGGGGGAAGUGCCAAGCAAGCCAGGGACCGCAGAUUCCAGGCGGUGCUGCCCCUCAAGGGUAAGAUCCUCAACGUGGAGCGAGUGGCCGGGGCCGCCAUGUACAAAAACGCCGAGAUCUCCAGCCUCAUUGUGGCGCUGGGUCUUGGAACAGACCGGGCCCCCGCCUUGGCGACCCGUGGGCCCGACGUGGCGGUGCGGGACACCGCCAGCAAGGCGCUUGAGUACGGCAAGAUCGUGAUCCUGACGGAUGCUGACGUGGACGGGGCCCACAUCCGGGCGCUGCUGCUCACGUUCCUAUUCCGGUAUCGGCCGCAACUAUUCUACGCCGGCCACGUGUACGUUGCCGUACCGCCGCUGUACAAGGUGGAGCGUGGCAGGUCGCUGUGGUGGGCGCAUACGGAGGAGGAGCUGCGGCGGGUGGUUUCGGAGAACCGGCUGGCUCCGGGCGGCUACUCGGUGCAGCGAUUCAAGGGCCUGGGUGAGAUGAUGCCGCAGCAGCUGUGGGAUACUACCCUCAACCCGGCGACCAGGUUACUGCGGCGACUGACUGUGCGGGAUGCGGCCGAGGCGGAUGCGCUGCUGACGUCGCUCAUGGGGGCGCAGGUGGGGCCCAGGAAGGCACUCAUCCAGGAGUACAGCAACCGCCUGCAGUCAAUCUCGUCUCUGGAUGUGUGACAUGUGUGACCCUGAUGGCUCUGAUAACAGGGACCAGGAUGGGCCACCAGUGGCUCGGGUUGCUGGUGUAUGCACAGAUCCUAACCUAAGUGGCCUCCAGGAUGGUGAUUGUCACGAGGCCGAAGCAGGAGGGGGGUUGUUUGCGGACUGUGUGUUCUCAUGUGCAUGAGGGGCGUGCGAUAGACGUGCAGCGGCAUGUUUGACCCGCUCAGUGGAGGACGUCACAGAAGUCUUGCUUGUAGACAGUCAGACUAGAAUGGGGCAUGCUUUGAGGAAGAUUGUUCCCAUUGCUGCUGCUUGAAUAAUGAAUGCUGUCUUUAUGUUCGUCCUAUGACCAAAGAGUGCGUCUUGGGGCAAUACCUAAACGGUCAUUCGGCAUAUUGAUUAUCCCCAUAUAAGCUUCCCUUGGGAGAUUAUCGUCCAUAGCAUAUCUCCUACAGCUUAAUGUUAAUAGCCUGCGCAUGUCUUGGCCAGCUUGCACGGACAUCACAAAACAGUGUGAGACAUCUUGACACGUGCUAGGUAGCCCGCCCCAUUGUUACGCAGUGUGCAUUUUGGCCCACAGACUGACAGCGAUUGCGCAAUGACAGCGGGAAUGUAUGGGUUUAGGGUCUUGGGUUCAGGGGCUGACCCUCACACGCUGUGGUCGGAGGUGGCAUCUGCCGCUAUCGUAGCAAGUAGAUAGCGGCAGACCUCGGCCGUUAUUGGCGGUUGAGUAUUAGGAUGGCGGUGGAUGUUGGGGGCUGACGUCGGGAUUGCUCCUGGCGCUAAUCCUUCAAAAGGGUAGUGCGGUUCUUGGCAAUGUUGCUAUGUCGUACAUAUGCGUCUCAUCGUCAUUGGAUCUGCGAGCGGACGGGGCCGGCCAGGCCCUCGCAGAGCCGCCAAUCCUGCAGCCAGCGAACGCCAGCCAGGUGCGGAUGAGGUGCUUGGUCGCGUGGGAUGCUGGAGUUACCUCAGCACGUAUGGGGACUCUCAACGUUGGUAGCUGGGGGCUGUUACACAGCUUGUGCCGUACUAGCGUGUAACGGUAUUUU
Molecule: messenger RNA, 3065 nt
Organism: Volvox carteri f. nagariensis
Lineage: Eukaryota; Viridiplantae; Chlorophyta; Chlorophyceae; Chlamydomonadales; Volvocaceae
Exons: 15
Coding region: 1-2031 (676 amino acids)
Biological process (GO): DNA topological change
Molecular function (GO): DNA binding; ATP binding; DNA topoisomerase type II (double strand cut, ATP-hydrolyzing) activity
Source: RefSeq, a predicted model, not a curated record